CAAGACUCGACGAGACCGACAAUACUCAAAAAGAGGAGCCAACCUACCUCACUCUUCCAGAAAAAGGUCCCCGUGUGUGCCAUCUUCAACAUGGCCCCGAGAUCGAGGGGACUCAAUGCGAUUGCUGAUUCUCUGAUUCAAUCUACCAGCAAGAGUUCGCCAGCUCAUGUCUGUCGUUCCUGUCGAGCCGCACUCCGGCAUCCUUCGCUGCAGACUCGAUUGGCAACAACAGCAGCCGCCAAGGCAAGCGUUGAGACACCAUCCAUCUCCCAGGUUACUCCGUCGGGACCAUCAGCUACCCCCGUAGCACAACCAUCCUUCAUCAUCAAAGCCGGCGUGGUCAUCAGUCGGCCACCCCUCAUUACCCCCGAUCCUCACCCCUUCGAGACGGCAUACUACCUCUACCAACGCCGAUUAAACGAACGACUUGUUCUUCCCUUUACCCAAUACUUUUACUACAAACGCAACACGCCGGCCUUUGAAAAAUGGCGCGAGGGUCGACGUGCUCGAAGUGGCACAGCUACCCGGGAUGUUGGUAACUACAAUGCCUACAGCGACGUGUCAUGGAACGAUGAGGUUCUUGUGGGUGAUGACACCGGCUCACCGGCCAAGUUAGUGCAGCAGCUAGUUGCCGAAGAAGGUCGACAGGAUGAGUUCACAGGAAAGGGUGAUCCCAAAUAUGCGGGCUUGAGGAGGAGGACCGAUGCCGAUGAAAAUAAUGAUCAAAGAAGCUUGGAGAGGAGCUUGAGUCGAACUUUGUACUUGCUUCUGAAACCCAAAGGCAAGGAAUUUUGGACCUUUCCCGCAGGCCCGGUGAGCGGCAAGGAGGGUCUCAAGGAGGCUGCCCAACGUGUUCUCUUUGCCUCGUGCGGCGUCAACAUGAACACGUUCUUCGUCGGCAAUCACCCCGUCGGCCACUACAAUCAAGACUCCACACGCGCAAUCAAGGCAAAAGCUUCUUCAUCGCAAGACUCGCCUUCCAAAACAAAUGCUUUGUCCAAGCAAGAUGUUGAAGCAGACACCUCGGGGGAAAAGACUUUUUUCAUGAAAGCCCGGAUCAUGGCAGGACAAGCCGACCUGGCCAUUGCAGAGAACAAAGAUUUCGACGACUUCAAGUGGGUCAGCAAAGAAGAGGUUGAGAAGUUGGUGGAUCCAGAUUACUGGAGAAGAAUCAAGAACAUGCUAGUGGCCCAAUGAGAGGAAUAGGUCGGUUUUGAGAUGAGGGACUGAAUUCAGCGGCCAGCGCCCAUCAGCCAGAGACUGGUUAUGAGCUACACCACGACCCGGGGCAGGCUUGCAGAUCUCACAUCGUUUCUUUCCCCAUCCCCCAAGCCUCAGUUGCGGCUGGCUGAUGUUGUUUUGAUAUCUGCUAUAUACCUGGAUUGUACAAUAUAGUAUUAUCGCUGACCUACCAAUGGUCAUUCCUUGCAGGUGUUGGUAUAGACUUGAGUGCGACACGGCAUGAGAGAGACUCUGACAAGUGAGAAUCAUAAUCACAAUGUAGUUCGAUACUCCCUAGACAAAUUGAUCCGUCAAUUGCAAUAGAC
Exophiala mesophila is the source of this 1547-nucleotide messenger RNA. RefSeq lists its product as uncharacterized. Gene Ontology annotation, molecular function: structural constituent of ribosome. The record is from RefSeq and is a predicted model, not a curated record. Gene Ontology annotation, cellular component: mitochondrial large ribosomal subunit. The transcript is spliced from 3 exons. Lineage: Eukaryota; Fungi; Ascomycota; Eurotiomycetes; Chaetothyriales; Herpotrichiellaceae. The coding region runs from base 91 to 1197 and encodes 368 amino acids.